UAAAAACGAAGGAGGGAAAAAGCAUAACCAAGCGUCAGGGCUUGUGUAACGUCCUUUGAACAAACAGAAACCCAUUUCACCCUGGUGGCAUAAACACUGCUGCCCAGCCAGCGAGGUUUGAGCUCAGGAGCGGCAGGCCGUCCUGCUGGUUCCUCUGAGUAUUUUUGUCCUGCCGGUGUUAUGUAAGCGCCGGUGUUCCACUUUGCUUGCACAGCUCCGCGGCUUACUCGCGACGCUCCGGAGCCCACACCAGAGAUGAUGCUCUCCAGUACGCCAGGUGCUGGGGUUGCUUGCGAGAACAGUGCUGCUGCUGGACCCUGAGAGUGCCCACGUGGGCCGUGGGUGGCUGUGACUCAGCCAGACAGGCCCUGCUGAGGCUGAAUGCUGGAAGGAAGCAGUCGGAGGUCGGCACCUCACCAAGGCUUGCAGCUUGGAGGGUGUCUUCUGAGUCUUCUGUCAGUGGAAAAGGACUUGCUGCAAAGAGAUCAUGGCCUCAUACCGACUUGUGGCAAGGUCUAGGGAUAUAGCCAAUGUCAUGCAACAACUUCAAGAUGAGCAAGAGUCAGUGCAGAAAAGGACUUUUACAAAAUGGAUCAAUUCUCAUCUGGCUAAGCGCAAUCCUCCCAUGCUGGUCAAUGAUCUGUUUGAAGAUAUCAAAGAUGGGGUAAUGCUGAUUGCCCUUUUGGAGGUUCUUUCAGGGCAGAAACUGCCAUGUGAGCAGGGACGUCAGCUGAAGAGAAUUCACUGGGUUGCAAACAUUGGCACAGCUCUUAAGUUUCUAGAAGGAAGACAGUCUAUAUACAGAGGAUCUCCGAUUAAACUUGUCAAUAUAAACUCAACUGAUAUUGCCGAUGGUAGACCUUCUAUUGUGCUUGGCUUGGUGUGGACCAUAAUUUUAUAUUUUCAGAUUGAAGAGCUGACCAGCAACCUCCCACAGCUGCAAUCAUUGUCUAGCAGUGCUUCUUCUGUGGAAAGUGUUGUCAGUUCAGAAACUGCAAGUCCCCCAAGCAAACGGAAGGUGGUAACCAAGGUCCAAGGAAGUGCCAGGAAGGCUUUACUAAAAUGGAUACAGUACACAGCAGCAAAGCAAGUUGGAAUUGAAAUCAAAGACUUUGGACAAAGUUGGAGGAGUGGUGUUGCAUUUCAUUCCGUUAUUCAUGCUAUCCGUCCAGAUUUAGUGGACAUGGACAAAGUAAAGGGAAGAUCAAAUAGGGAAAACCUGGAAGAAGCCUUCACACUCGCAGAAACAGAACUAGGAAUUCCAAGGCUCCUUGAUCCAGAAGAUGUGAAUGUUGACAAGCCAGAUGAAAAGUCUAUCAUGACAUACGUAGCCCAGUUUUUGAAGUACUACCCUGAUCUUCAUCAUACCAUGACUGAUGUGCAGGAGAAUGAUAAGGAAGACAGGUUGAUACUGAGAGACCUAAAAGUGUGGGCAGAACAAUUUGAAAGAGAUUUAGCCCGAGCACAGGUGGCAGAAACAAGCUUACAGGAAAAAUACCAGUCAUUUAAGCAUUUCAGAGUGCAGUAUGAGUUAAAAAGGAAACCGAUUGAACUUGCAACCCAGUCCUUACGGAAAGAUGGUAAAUUAUUGCUUGAUCAAGCUAUAGUGAAGCAAGCAUGGGACAGAGUUUCUUCCAGGCUAUUUGAUUGGCACAUACAGCUUGAUAAAUCUCUUCCUGCACCUUUGGGUACCAUAGGUGCUUGGCUCUAUAGAGCAGAGGUUGCUCUGAGGGAAGAAGUAAGUAUUCAGCAAGCUCAUGAGGAAACAGCGAAUAUAAUACACCGGAAGCUUGAACAACUUAAGGAUCUACUGAAAAAUAUAGAAGGUCACAAAAAGACAUUCCAUGAGAUCCACAGAGCCAGGUCUGUUAAUGGAGUACCUGUUCCACCUGACCAAUUAGAGGAUAUGGCAGACAGGUUUAAUUUUGUUGUCUCUUCAUCUGAGCUCCAUCUGUUGAAAAUGGAGUUUCUGGAACUGAAGUACCGUCUACUGUCACUCUUAGUCCUUGCAGAAUCAAAGUUAAAAUCAUGGAUUAUCAAAUAUGGAAGGCGAGAGUCAGUGGAACUACUUCUUCAAAAUUAUAUUUCUGUAAUUGAAAAUAGUAAGUUCUUUGAGCAAUAUGAAGUUACAUACCAGAUCUUGAAAAGAGCAGCUGAAAUGUAUGCCAAAGCAAACGGCUCAGUGGAAGAAGUUGAGAAUGUGAUGAAAUUCAUGAAUGAAACAACAGCACAGUGGAGGAACCUCUCGGUAGAGGUGAGAAGUGUAAGAAGCAUGUUGGAAGAAGUAAUUGCUAAUUGGGACAGAUACAGCAGCACUGUGGCAGGUCUGCAAGCCUGGUUGGAGGAUGCCGAAAAAAUGCUUAAUCAGCCUGAACAUUCUAAAAAGGAUUUUUUCCGGCACUUACCUCAUUGGAUCCAACAGCAUACAGCCAUGAAUGAUGCUGGUAAUUUUCUGAUUGAAACAUGUGAUGAGGCCAUUUCCAGAGACCUUAAACAGCAACUUCUGUUACUAAAUGGAAGAUGGAGAGAGUUGUUUAUGCAAGUUAAACAAUAUGCUCGAGCAGAUGAACUGGACAAAAUGCGGAAGGAAUACCUGGAUGGUGUUGCCAGUUUGAGGGCCUUUGUUGAUGAAAACAAUAGAAAAUUUUCAGCACCUGUAGAAGUGUCCUUCCUAGAUGUCAAGAUGUUUGUACAAGACUUAGAAAAUAUUAAACAGAAAUUGCCUGCCAUGGAAGCUCAGUACAAAAUGGUCGCAAGAACAGCACAACUUGUUACAAAAGAAGUUUCCCAAGAGGAAGUAAAUGAAAUGCUUGCAACUUUGACAAGGAUCAAAGAGCAGAUAAGCAAGGUUAAGGAGUAUUCCUGUGCCCUGCUGUAUGAAAGUCAGCAUCUGCUGUCUCCACUGGAAGAACUGGAGAAACAAAUAACAAAUUUUUAUGAAUCUCUUGAAAAAGUCAAUGAAAUAAUUUCUAUCCAGGAUCCUGAAACACAGUCUACAACACUUCUUAAACAAAAAGCUCAAGAUUUGGUAGCUUAUCAAGAAAACUGCAAGAAAGCUUUGUCCCUCAUUGAGGGAAAUAGUCAGAGCAUCCUGCAGUGCGUGGCUUCUAGUGAAGUGUUGCAGCAUUUCCAUCAGUCAACAUUUCAGAAGAAAGUUACACAAGUUCAGAUUACUUUUCAGAAUAUGGUCAGGAAAGCUGGUGAAUGGAGAAAAAACAUAGAAGCAAAUAGCCGUCUGAUGAAGAAAUUUGAGGAGUCUAGAGCAGAACUGGAGAAAGUUAUACAGAUUGCCAAUUGUUGCUUAAAAGAAAAAGGAAAUCCUGAAGAACUUCUCAGGAAGCAUAGUGAAUUCUUUAACCAGUUGGAUCAGAGAGUCCUAAAUGCCUUCCUGAAAGCUUGCGAUGAACUUACUGACAUCCUUCCUGAACAAGAGCAACACAGCCUGCAGGAAGCUGUGAGGAAACUCCAUAGGCAGUGGAAGGAUCUUCAAACAGAAGCUCCAUAUCAUUUGAUUCAUUUGAAGAUUGAAGUGCAGAAAAACAAGCUUCUGGUCACGGUGGAGGAGUGCAAAGCUGAACUAGCUCGUCAGAACAAGGUGCUAACCAGAGAAGGCAAAGAAAGGAUGAUCGAGGAGCACAUGCUGUUCUUCGGUGACAAGGGAUCUUACCAUCUGUGUGAGAAGAGACUACAACGAAUUGAGGAACUCUGCCAAAAACUUCCAGUUUCUGAUCCAGUGAGAGCUACACUGGAAAGUAGCCAACGAAUCCUGAAGGAGCUGAAAUCCCAGAUAGACAGCACAUACACAAAACUAACAGAGCACUCGGACACCUGGAAGGGCUAUAAGAACAGAUUUUCCGAAUUGGCAAAUUGGAUUUCAUCAACAGAAAGAGAACUAAAGAAGAUAAAGGAAAGUGUCAAUGAUACUGCCAAAUAUGAGCAGUUUAAAUCAUCUGUGGGGGAAAUCAGGCAGCAUAUUAACAAGCAAGGAGAAAAUCACAGCUGGCUGAAAUCUAGACUUGCUGUUCUGGCUUCAGUAUGUACUGAUAUGGAGGCCAAAAAGACAGAGGAUGAGCUAUGUAAACUUUCCAGUGACUUCAAGGGACUCCUGGAUUUGCUGGCUGAGAUUGAAAAGGCAUUAGGCACUCUUGGAGACUGUGUUCAGUACAAAGAAGAAGUUAAAAGCACAAUUGAAGAGUUAAUCAACAACUCUAAAGAAGCCCAAGCAGAGGCUGAAAAGAUCCUGGAUACUGAAAGUUUAUUACAAGCUCAGCAACUCCUGUUUCAUCAUCAGCAAAGGACUAGGAGACUCCGUGCAAAGAGACAAGAUGUGCAACAGCAGAUUUUCCAAGCUAAACAGUUGCAGAUUGAAGGUGGACUGCCAAGCACAAUGCAGGAGGAUUUACUAAAGUUGGAAGGAACGCUGGAGAACAUGCAGCAGACUAUGGAGAAACGUGAAGAGCAAUUGCAGGUCACAAUAAAUAAAUGGGAGCAGUUUGAAAGGGACAAAGAAACAGUUGUAAAAUACCUUAAUCAAGCAAGCUCUGCACUUGAACGUAUCUUAAAUUUUAGCAGUUUAGAGAGCCUCUCUUCAGAACUGGAUCAGACAAAGGAACUUUCUAAACACGCUGAAGCCAUGACUGUACAAGCUGAGAAUUUGGUGAAGAAUUCUUCUGAGAUACAUCUUAGUUCAAAAAAUAAGCAGUCCCUUCAGCAGGAGGCAAAAUCUAUCCAAGAACAAGUGAAAAAUGUAGAAGUUACUCUUGAAGAAGAUAUUAAAAGCAUGGAAAUGGUGAAAAACAAGUGGGAUCAUUUUGGCAAUAAUUUUGAAGCUCUGUCCAUCUGGAUAGCUGAAAAAGAAAAAGAACUGGAAACUUUGGAAACAACAUCAUCUCCUUUGGACAAACAGAUCAGCCAAAUCAAGGUUAUUAAUAACGAAAUAGAUGGUAAAAUAACUGGAAUCUCAAAACUAGAAGAGGAAGCUGAGUCAUUUUCCCAGUUUGUUACCUCUGGAGAAUGUGCACAUAUUAAAGCCAAACUGACUCAUAUCAAAAGGUAUUGGGAAGAGCUAAGAAAUCAUGCACAGAGAUUGGAAGGAACCAUCACAGGGAAUGUAUCAGCACAGCAGAAAUAUGAAGAAAGUCUGAAACAGGUGCAGCAGUCAGUGUCUGAAUUUGAAACUAAGUUAGCUGAGCCUCUCACAUUAUGUACUUCAUCACUGGAAACAUAUGGAGCCCUGCAGGAUUGCAUGGACCUUUGUCAUACUGUGGAAAAACUGGGCAACACUCUGGCCUCUCUCUCAGCCUGUGCCCGAAAGGUGGCCAACAAAGAAAAAGCUGCUAAGGAAGUUACAGUGUUACAGCAGAACUAUGAAAAGGUGCUCGAAAAUGCUAAAGAGAAACAGCUCUUACUGGAGACUCUUCUGGCUCAGUGGAAGAAGCAGGAGAAAGAGUUCUCUUCUUUCCUGGCCUGGCUGGAGGGGUGUGAAGCUGCAGCCAGGCCUUCAGAGCAGUAUGUUUCUGCUGACAGAGUUAAGCUGGCAGGUGAACUGCAAUCUCUGCAGGAUUUGAGAGCAGAUUUUGAGUCUCAUGCUUCAGUCUAUGCGAGCCUGUUACAGUUAAAUGAGUCACUGUUCCCAACAGCUUCCAAAGAGUGUGUGAAAGCAAUAAAAGAUAAAUUUAAAGAGCUGGAUGAAAGGUGGAAAGCUUUACCACAAACGGUCAAUAAAAGGAUCAACCUCCUUCAAUCUCUUGUUGCUGAGCACGGACAGUUUGAUGAGCUCCUACUUAGUUUUUCAGAUUGGAUUAAGCAGUUUCUUGCUGAACUACAAGCCACUUCAGAGAUAAACACAGCUGAUCAAGUACUGGCUGCAUCUCAAAAUAAGAACCACUCAAUGGAAAUUGAAAGUAAGAAGCAGCAAUUCCGAAGUCUGAAGGAACAUGUAGAUAAAUUAUGUUCUUUCAGCUGUCCAGAGGACCAGCAGACAUUGCAAGGAAAGACUGAAGAUUGCUUUCAGAUCUUCCAGGAGGCAAGUCAAAUAACUAACCAAAGACAAGAGGCUCUGGAUCAGCUGCAGGUAUUCCUGGGGCUCCAUAGUGCUUCAUCAGGAGUGCUCCACCAGCUCAGGCAGACAGUGGAGAAAACCGGAAAUAUGGAUAAAGCUAAAUCAGAGUUGUUGGAGAAGGAACUCCGUGAUGUUAUUCAAUCUCUUAACAAAUUGGAAUCUGUUGCCGUCAGUUUGGACGGUUCACUUACCAAGGCCCAAUAUCAUCUGAAACAUGGGAAUUCUGAGCAGAGGACUUCAUGCAGGGCUGUGGUGGAUAAUCUGUGCUUAGAACUGGAGGCAGUUCAAAAUCUUCUGGGAACAAAACAGAGUGAGGCAGAAGCUCUUGCAACCUUGAGAAGAUCCUUCACGGAACGUAAAGAACAGCUGCUGAAGAGUAUUGAAGAUACUGAGGAAAAGGCUGACAAGGAGGGCCUACAAGAAGCAACACUGCAAGCCCUCCAGCAAAGAUUGAGAGUCUUUAACCAGUUGGAUGAAGAAUUGAGUUCUCACCAGCAUGAACUCCAAUGGCUCAUGGACAAAGCAAAGCAAAUAGCCCAAAAAGAUAUAACACUUGCUUCUGAAAUUGACAAAGAGAUUAACCACUUAGAAUCUCUGUGGGAGGAUACCAAGAAAGUUAUACAUGAAAAAAAGGAGCAGUCCUGUAUUCUUAUCGAUCUGAUGAAAGAAUAUCAGAGCUUGAGGUCAACAGUAAUGAAAGUCAUAGACAGUGCUGACAAUGCUUCUGUGAUCAAAUCUAUUUGGAAGGAUCAUGAAGAUGUCAAGAGAACUUUAUUGAAGCAUGAAGCUGCCAAGAAUGACCUGAGUGAUAAACAAAAAGACCUGGAUACUUUCACCAAUAAAGGAAAACAUUUGUUAGCAGAAUUGAAAAGAAUGCAUAACUGCGACUGUACUGUGGUGAAAACAGAUAUGAACUCUAUGGUGGACAAAUGGCUAGAUGUGUCAGAGAGGAUUGAAGACAACAUAGACCGGCUGAGUGUAAGUGUGUCUUUAUGGGAUGACAUCCUGAAAAUUGGAAAAGAAAUGGAUGGAUGGUGCAAUAAAUGUAUUUCUCAACUGAAUGAAGGCAUCAGCAACUUGAGUAACAGUCAGAGAAUGGAGGUCAUCCUGAAAGACUUUCAGUCUCAAGUCAAGGAUAAAGAACAGAAGCUGGAGCAGCUCAGCUCUAAAAUUUCAGAUCUCAAAGAACUGACUCAUAGUCAAGAGCCUCCUGCAGAUCUUCAGUUUAUAGAAUCAGAUUUAAGGCAAAAGCUGGAACAUGCCAAAGAAAUGUCUGAGACAGCAAAAGAGACACUAAAAGAUUUCAGUACUCAGAAGAUGCAGUUACAGAAUUUUAUUGAUCAGACAACAGACUGGUUAACAAAAGUGGAAGAUACACUUUUAAGCUGUGCACAUAACCUGGAUCCUGAAGCUCUAAAUAAAGUGAAGGAAACACAAAAAGACCUACAGCUUCAGCAGAGCAGCAUUGAUUCAGCCUGUGAGAACCUCAACGGACUGUGUCGCAAGUACCAUUCUGUAGAGCUGGAAACUCUUGGUGGCACUGUCACUUCAUUAAUAAAGAAAUAUGAGGCUGUGAAUCAGCUCUGUUCCAGAACGCAGGCCAGCUUGCAAGAGUCCUUGGAAAAACAUUUCCUCUAUUCUAUGCAAGAAUUCCAGGAAUGGUUUUCUGAUGUGAAGGCUGCAGUAAAAGCAUCAUCUGACAGGUCCGGAGACAGCAAAGCUAUAGAGGCAAAGCUACAUGAUUUGCAGAUUGUGCUGGAUUCUAUUAGUGAGGGACAAAACAAGUUAGAUGCUGCCUGCAAGGAAGGAGAAAGUUUGUAUGCUUGCUUACCCAAACCAGUUGUGAUCCAUAUUCAGGAGCAAAUAGCAAAGUCUAAUCAGAACUUCAAUGAAUUCUUCAAACAGUGUCUAAAUGAUAAGCAGGCCCUGGAAGCUUGUGCCUCACACCUUGGAAGUUUUGAAGAUCACUACAAGAAACUCGGCCUGUGGAUACAUGACAUGGAAGAAAGAAUAAGCACAGAAGCAUUAGGAGAGAGCAAACAGCUUAUUCCCGAGAAGAAAAAGGAGGUGCAGAAAGUGGAAAACUUCUUGGAAGAGUUACUGACUUCAAGGGAAUCUUUUGAUAAGCUGUCCCAAAUGGCACAGGCUUUAAAUGAGGAAGGACAUGGUGCAGGAAAGGAAGUGCGCCUGGCCUCUCAGCAUCUCACCAAUUAUCAAAACAUGGUCAAAACAGUCAAGGAUAAGCUGAGAACAUGUCAGCUUGCACUCCAGGAGCAUCUCACUUUGGAGGAGGCAUUGCAGAGCAUGUGGUCAUGGGUGAAAGAGGUUCAGGAUAAACUGGCAUCAUCAGAGAGCACAGUCGGUAGCAAAGCCACACUAGAGAAACGACUGACACAAAUUCAGGAAAUCCUCUUACUCAAAGGUGAUGGUGAAGUUAAGUUGAACAUGGCCAUUGGCAAAGGAGAACAAGCACUUAGAAGCAGCAAUGAGGAAGGACAAAAGGUGAUACAUACAGAGCUACAAACGCUGAAGGAUGUAUGGAAUGACAUCAUCAGCACAUCAGUGAAUUGGCAGAGCUGCCUAGAGUCUAUCAUUAGCCAGUGGAAUGAGUACCUGGAAAGGAAAAACCAACUGGAGCAGUGGUUAGAGAAAUUGAAUCACAAAGUGGAACAGCCUUUAGAACCACAGAUUGGUCUGAAGGAGAAGUUUGCUCAGCUGGACCAUUUCCAAGCUAUUGUUUCUGAAAUAGAGGAUCACUCUGGUGAUUUACAGCAACUCAUUGAAAAGGCUGCAGAACUUCAUGAAAAAACUGAGGAUGUUUUUUUUGGAGCAGCAGCUCGAGAAGAACUAAAAACACGGUUUAAUGAUAUCGCAACAGUAGCCAAGGACAAAAUGAAGAAAGUAGAAGAUAUUGUGAAGGAUCAUUUGUUAUACCUUGACGCUGUGCAUGAAUUCACAGACUGGCUCCAUUCUGCAAAGGAAGAGCUGCACCGCUGGUCAGAUGCAACUGGAGAUACAUCAACGAUACAGAAAAAACUGGCCAAAAUCAAAGAGCUGGUAGACUCCCGCCAGAUUGGUGCAGGCCGCCUCGUCCGAGUGGAGACACUGGCUCCCGCAGCCAAGCGCAGCACGACCGCCGGUGGGUGCCAUGUCCUCGCUGCCGAGAUGCAGGCCCUGCAGUCAGACUGGAAGCAGUGGGAAGAGAGCGCUUUCCAGAGCCAGCAAAGCCUGCAGGAUGUGCUGAGCCAGAUGGCCCUGUCGGAGCAGGAGUUCGCCGCACAGGUCACACAGCUGGAGGAGGCCGUGCAGCGGUUCAGCGGACUGCUGGCCACCUGGUCGCAGAGCCUGACCCCCCUCGAUGGCCAGCACACUGACACCGAGAUCGUGGAAAGCUGGCGCAAGGAGAAAGAAACGUUGGAUGCCCUGGUGAAGUCUGAACAUAUGAUAGAUGAGAUCAAGACUCAGUUAAAUGAUCUCUGUAGAUUUUCCAGAGAUUUGAGUACUUAUUCUUCAAAAGUUUCAGGGUUGAUUAAGGAGUAUAACAGCCUUUGCCUGCAAGCUUCAAAAGGAUGCCAGAGUAAAGAGCAGAUCUUGCAGCAAAGAUUUCGGACAACUUUCAGGGACUUCCAGCAAUGGCUGGUCAACGCAAAAGUCACCACAGCCAAAUGCUUUGAUGUACCUCAGAAUAUCAGUGAAGCUUCAGCAAGUCUACAGAAAAUACAGGAAUUCUUAUCGGAAAGUGAGAAUGGACAACAUAAACUAAACCAGGUAGCAUCCAAAGGAGAACUGCUGUGCUCCAUUUUACCAAAGGAGAAGGGUAAAGUUAUCCAGGACAAAUCUGCUACUGCUAAAGAAGAUUGGAAAAAAUUAAUCAGCACCCUCCACCAGAAGGAAUCUGCAUUGGAGAACUUAAAGAUCCAGAUGAAGGACUUUGAAGCAACUGCUGAGCCUCUAGCAGAGUGGCUAAGCACAACUGAGAAGAUGGUACAGGGAAGUAGCAGUAGGCUCCAUGAUCUUCCUUCCAAGAGGAGAGAGCACCAAAAGUUGCAGUCUGUCCUUGAGGAAAUAAGCUGCCACGAGCAUCAGCUCAACAGGCUUAAAGAGAAAGCUCAGCAGCUGUGGGAAGAGCAAGCUGUCAGCAAAAGCUUUAUGCGCAGAGUGUCUCAGUUGUCUUCUCAAUACCUUACUCUAAGCAAUCUGACAAAGGAGAAGGUUUCCAGAAUGGAUAGGGUCGUAGCAGAGCACCAGCAGUUCUCUCACAGUAUCAAAGACCUCCAAGACUGGGUGGCUGAUGCAGUUCACAUGCUGGAGUCCUACUGUCAUCCCACCGCUGACAAGAAUGUUCUGGACAGCCGGAUGUUAAAGCUAGAGGGACUGCUAACAGUGAAACAAGAAAAAGAAAUCCAAAUGAAAAUGGUUCUGACAAGAGGAGAAUCUGUUCUGCAGAAUACUUCCUUGGAGGGAGUACAAGUGAUUGAACGGCAGUUGCAUACCCUGAAGGACAACUGGGCUUCUCUUCUGUCUGCUUGCAUCCAGUGCAAGAGUCAACUGGAAGGAGCUCUCUCCAAAUGGACAAGUUACCAGGAUGAUGUUUGCCAGUUUACCAGCUGGAUGGAUAAAGUAGAAGCAAGCAUGAAUGCUUCUGAAAGACAAUAUGCUGAAUUGAGGGAAAAAAACACUGCCCUCAACAAAGCAAAGCUACUCAAUGAAGAGGUGUUGAGUCACAGCAGCCUAUUGGAGACAAUUGAAUUAAAAGGCAGUGGAAUGGCUGAGCACUAUGUCACUCAGCUUGAACUCCAGGACCUUCAGGAGCGGUACAAGUUGCUCAAAGAUAGAACGAGGGAAGCAGUAACAAAAGCCGAAGGAUUGCUUAACUUACAUCAGGAGUACCAAAGACACCUGAAGACAUUUGAAAUAUGGCUGGAGAAGGAACAGGAAAAACUUGACUGCUUAUCACAUCUCGAAGGUGAUGCCCAGAAACAGGAGGCAACACUCCGAGACUUACAGGAGCUGCAGAUCCACUGUGCAGAAGGACAAGCCUUACUGAAUGCUGCUGUUCAUGCCAGAGAGGAGGUGAUUCCCUGGGGUAUGCCCCAGAUAGAAGACAGAGCCCUGGAAUCUGUACGGCAAGAUUGGCAAGUUUAUCAGCACAGGCUUUCUGAAGCAAGAAGCCAAUUAAAUGCCACUGUGAGCAGGCUGAGGUUAAUGGAGAAAAAAUUUCAGAAGGUUAAUGACUGGCUAACAGAUCUGGAGGAGAAAGUUGCUGUCAGGACUGGGAGGCAGUCUGGUAGAGCAACAAAGGAGAUGCAGCUUCAACAAAUGAAGAAGUGGCAUGAAGAAGUUACAAUCUACAAAGAUGAUGUGGAGGAAGUUGGGAUAUUAGCUCAGCAAAUACUAGAGGAAUGUCUCACUACAAGCAGAAUGGGAAGCCAGGCUACACAGCUUACAUCUCGAUAUCAAACUCUUCUUCUUCAUGUCUUGGAACAAAUAAAGUUUCUGGAAGAAGAGAUACGUAGUAUGGAGGAAUCAGAACUGGCUUUUAGUGCUUACACAAAUUGGUACGGAGCUACUAACAAGAACUUCAGAAAUGUGAUCACCAAGUUUGACGUGUUGGAUAAAACAGCAAUGGAGAAAAAAGUGCAGGAACUAGAGCUGCUGUUGAGUGAUAUGGACAUAGGCCACAGUUUACUAAAAUCUGCCCGUGAGAAGGGGGAGCGAGCUAUAAGGUACAUGGAAGAAAAUGAAGUUGACCAGUUAAGAAAAGAAAUUGGUGAUCAUGUGGAACAGCUUGAAGAGUUGGCUGGCUCCAUCAGGAAAGAACACAUGACUUCAGAAAAAUGCCUUCAGUUGGCAAAGGAGUUCUCAGACAAGUACAAGGCACAGACUCAGUGGCUCACAGAGUACCAAACUAUGUUACAUGCUCCAGUGGAGCCAAAGAGUGAACUCUAUGAGAAGAAGGCCCAGUUGUCCAAAUAUAAGUCCAUACAGCAGACCGUUCUGUCCCAUGAGCCUUCAAUAAAAUCAGUGAUUGAAAAGGGAGAAGCACUUUUUGAUCUGGUGAAUGAUGUGACUCUAAAGAGCAACAUUCAAGACCUUCAGAGCAGUUACCAGGAACUCUGCAGUGCAACAAAGGCAUAUGUUGAAACUUUAGAGGUGAGAGUAAAAGAACAUGAGGAUUACAAUAGUGAUUUGCAAGAAGGAGAGAAAUGGUUACUACAUAUGUCCAGCAGGCUGGUUAGCCCUGACCUCGUGGAGAGUAACAAUCUUGAAAUAAUCACUCAGCAACUAGCCAACCAUAAGGCUAUCAUGGAAGAAAUUGCAGGAUUUGAAGAUCGUUUGAAUAACCUGAAGAAUAAAGGUGAUUAUUUGAUCAAUCAAUGCACAGAACAUCUUCAAGCAAAAUUUAAGCAAAAUAUACAAAGCCAUCUUCAGGGGACAAGGGACAGCUAUUCUGCCAUAUGUAGUACAGCUCAAAGGGUGUACCAGAGUUUGGAACAUGAACUCCAAAAGCAUGUUAAUCAUCAGGAUACCCUACAACAGUGUCAGACUUGGCUGUCUACAAUACAGUCAGAAUUAAAGCCAAGUACCUGGCCACCCUUCAGCCUGGCAGAUGCAGUUAAACAGGUGAAACAUUUCCGGGCUCUGCAGGAACAAGCCAAUACAUAUUUGGAUCUUUUGUGCUCCAUGUGUGAUCUGUCAGAUGCCACAGUGAAGAGUACAGCAACAGAUAUUCAACAAACAAAACACAUGGUACAAGAUAACCAGCUUUUAAUCCUAUUUAGAGCUUUAACUGCUUUCAUCUGUCCUCUUUUAAGAUGGUCAUCUUGGAUUGAGCAACAGAUAACGCACUCACAGUAUUUGGCUCAAGGUUGGGAAGAGAUAAAACAAAUGAAGGCUGAGCUCUGGAUAUAUUUCCAGGAUGCAGAUCAACAACUACAGAAUUUGAAAAGGAGACGUGCAGAGUUGGAGCUAAACAUUGCCCAGAAUAUGGUACUCCAGGUUAAGGAAUUCAAUCAGAAGUUAAAGUCUAAGCAGUCAGCUCUUACCUCUGUGACUGAGAAGAUAAACAAACUAACCCAAGGACAGGAAUCACCUGAACACAAGGAAAUUGGACAGUUGAGCAACCAGUGGCUGGACCUCUGCCUUCAGGCACACAGUUUGCUCAUACAGAGAGAGGAGGAUCUGCAGAGGACAGGGAAUUACCAUGAUCGCAUGAAUGUAGUUGAAGUUUUCUUGGAAAAACUCACAAAAGAGUGGGACAACCUGGCUAGAUCUGAUGCUGAAAGUACAAAUGUGCACCUUGAAGCUUUGCAAAAAUUGGCACUGGCACUACAGGAGAGGAGAUUUGCUCUGGAAGAUUUGAAAGAUCAGAAACAAAAGAUGGUGGAACAUCUAAAUCUUGAUGACAAAGAAUUAGUAAAGGAGCAAUUUGGUCAUUUUGAGCAUCGCUGGACUCAGCUGGAGGACCUUGUCAAAAGAAAAAUUCAAGUUUCUGUUUCAACCUUAGAAGAGUUCAGUUUGGUGCAUUCGAGAUUUCAAGAACUAAUGGAAUGGGCGGAGGAGCAGCAACCUAGUAUCUCAGAGGCUCUUAAACAGAGCCCUCCUCCAGAUUUGGCUCAGAGUCUUCUCAUGGAUCAUCUUACCAUUUGUAGUGAGCUUGAAGCCAAACAGCUUGUUCUGAAGAUGCUGGUGAAAGAUGCUGACAGGGUGAUGACCAACCUAGGACUCAAUGAAAGGCAGGAGCUGCAGAAAGCACUUUCUGAUGCACAGCAUCAUGUAGAUUGUCUCAGCGAUCUGGUUGGCCAGAGGAGAAAGCACCUGAAUAAAGCACUAUCUGAAAAGACACAGUUUCUCAUGGCAGUCUUUCAGGCUACCAACCAAAUUCACCAACAUGAGAAGAAGGUAACGUUUCCAGAACAUAUCUGUCUGUUUCCAGAAGAUGUGAACAAACAGAUUAGGGCUUGUAAGAAUGCCCAGGCUAACCUGAAGACCUAUCAAAAUGAAGUCACUGGGCUAUGGGCUCAAGGAAGGGAUUUAAUGAAAGAAGCAACAGAACAAGAAAAGAGUGAGGUGUUAGGUAAACUGCAAGAACUACAGAAUGUAUAUGACACUGUUUUACAAAAGUGUAAUCAGAGAUUGUUAGAACUGCAGAAAAAUAUAGUUUCCAGGAAAUAUUUCAAAGAAGAUUUGGAUAAAGUUUGCCAUUGGCUAAAACAAGCUGAUAUUGUCACAUUCCCAGAAGUUAAUGUAAUGAAUAGUAACUCUGAACUGUACACCCAGUUGUCCAAAUAUCAACAGAUUCUUGAGCAAUCUCCAGAAUACGAAAAUCUAUUACUUGCUCUGCAAAGAGAUGGCCAAGAAAUCCUACCAUCACUUAAUGAAGUGGAUCAUUCUUAUCUGGAUGAAAAGCUUAACAUUCUCCCUCAGCAAUUCAAUACUGUCACUGCUCUGGCAAAAGAUAAAUUCCAUAAGGUUCGGGAAACAAUUUAUGCUCGAAAAGAAUAUGCCUCUUUGAUUGAGUUGACAACUAAAGCCUUGACUGAGCUGGAAGAUCAAUUUAUUAAUAUGGACAAAGCUCCAGCUGCUGUUUUAGCCAAAGAAGCUGUGUCACUUCAGCAGGCCUACAGAGAUCUCUUAGGUGAAGUGGUGAGCCUUGGUGCAGCAGUGGAUGAACUAAACCAGAAGAAGGAGGCCUUUAGAAGCACUGGCCAGCCAUGGCAACCAGAUGAAAUGUUAAAACUUGUCACAUUAUAUCACAAGCUGAAGAGGCAAAUAGAACAGAAAAUCAACCUGUUGGAAGACACAAUAGAAGCAUGUCAAGAACAUGAGAAAAUGUGUACACAACUCGAAGCACAGCUAGAAGCAGUGAAGAAGGAACAGAUUAAGGUAAAUGAAGAAAUGCUCCCAAUAGAGGAAAAGUUGAAAAUAUACCAUUCUCUAGUGGGCAGCUUGCAAGACUCAGGGAGUCUUCUGAAGCGAAUAACUGAGCAUAUAGAAGCCCUUUCUCCUCAGCUUGACCCAUCUGCAUGUGAGACAACAAAUCACCAACUGCAGUCUUGGCAAGACAAACUAAAGUCUUUGCAUGCUGCCAUUGGAGACACAGUGAUGGACUGCGAGAACAGACUUGUGCAAAGCAUAGACUUCCAAACAGAAAUCUGCCGCUCACUUGACUGGCUGAGAUGGAUCAAAACAGAGCUCAAUGAAACGCUGAUUUUGGACCUCAAACUGCAAAGCAUCCAAGAAGAAAUCCGAAAAGUUCAGAUACAUCAGGAAGAAGUGCAGUCAAGCCUGAGAGUGAUGAAUGCACUGAGCAAUAAAGAGAAAGAGAAAUAUAUGAAAGCAAAGGAGCUGAUACCUGCUGACCUGGAAAACACUCUUGCUGAGCUAACAGAACUAGAUGGUGAAGUUCAAGAAGCUAUACACAUGAGACAGGCUACCUUGGAUAAACUAUAUAGCCGUUGCCAAAGAUGCUACCAAGUGAUGCAGAUAGUGAGUGACUGGCUUGAGGAUGCUCAGGAAUUUCUACAUUUAGCAGGAAAUGGUCUUGAUGUUGAGAACUCGGAGGGGAACCUAAGGAACCACGUUGAAUUUUUCAGCACAGAAAGUCAGUUCAGUAAUCAUUUGAAGGAGUUACAGGGUCUGGUGUCUGAGAUGGAGCCCUUUAUCCAAGCCACUGUAAGAGAGCAGCUUGUGCAGAAUCUAGGUGCAUUGGAAGAAAAGGGCAAAAGGACGAAGCAAGACUCUAAAACCCAGCAAGAACUGUUGCAAAGGUGUGCUUCUGAGUGGCAGGAGUAUCAGACAGCAAGGCAGAAGGUUAUUGAAGUGAUGAAUGAGGCUGAGAAAAAAUUAUCUGAAUUUUCUCUAGCUAAAGCUGCUUCUUCUCAUGAAGCAGAAGAGAAAUUGCUAACACAUAAGACGCUCGUGUCCAUAGUGAAUUGUUUCCAUGAGAAGAUCACAGCUCUAGAAGAAAAGGCUUCACAGCUGGAAAAAGUUAGCAAUGAUGCCAGCAAGGCAACUAUAAGUAGAUCAAUGACAACAGUCUGGCAGCGCUGGACACGGCUCAAGAAUGUAGCCCAAGAACAAGAGAAAAUUUUGGAAGGUGCAGUACAGGAAUGGAAGGGGUUUAAUGAUAAGAUUGAGAAAGCCACUGCAGCAAUAGAUCAACUACAAGAUCGUUUACCAGAAAGCUCAAUAGAAAAGACUUCUAAAACAGAGCUCCUGGAACUCCUGGAUUACCACGGCAGCUUCCUUCUGGAAGUGGAUCACCAGCUAUCAUCUUUGGGUCUGCUCAAACAGCUUGCUCUUAGUAUGCUUCAGGAUGUGGAAAUAAAGCCUCCUUCUCAGGAAGAACUACCAGUCAUGCAAGAAAUCAAAGCAAUGCAAGAUCGAUGCCACAAUAUGCAACAGAAAGUGAAAAAAGGUGUGAAGCUGGUGAAACAAGAGCUGAAAGAGCGUGAGGAAGUCGAAGCACAGAUUAAUAUUGUGAAGACUUGGAUCCAGGAAACAAAGGAAUAUUUAUUAAACCCUGAUGUGGAAGUGGAUACUCAACUUCAGGAGUUGCAAUCUCUCCUUGGUGAAGUAACUACUCAUCGCCAGGCUGUUGAAAAAAUGGCUGAACAACAACAGAAUAAGUACUUGGGGCUUUAUACCAUUUUGCCUUCUGAACUCUCUCUUCAUUUAGCAGAAGUUGGACUGGAUCUUGUAACCGUACAAGAUCAGAUUCAAACCAAAGAAAAAGAAACUCAGCAUAUCAAAACAUUGAAUCAAGAGUUUGGACAGAAAAUCCAGGGGAUAGCAAAUGAACUAAAUGUAAUUCUUUCCAAACUGAAAAAGAAAACAAAUGAUAUAGCACAAGCUAAACUUGAACAGAAGAUCCUUGGUGAGGAGUUGGACAGCUGCAAUAUAAAAUUAGUGGAAUUAGAUGCAUCAGUCCAAGACGUUGCAGAACAGAACAUACCCCUGGCUAAGCAGCUGGCUAACAGGAUAGGGAAACUCACAGCACUGCACCAACAGACCAUACGACAGGCUGAGUACAGAGCAGCCAAGCUCAGUCAGGCUGCUUCACAUUUGGAAGAAUACAAUGAGAUGCUGGAGUUCAUACUGAAAUGGUGUGAGAAAGCAAAUAUCCUAGUGCAUGGUAGUAUAACAUGGAAUUCUUCCUCUCAGCUUCGUGACCAAUUUAAAGCCUACCAGACUAUGCUUGAAGAGUCUGUGGAGAUUCAUGGUGAUCUUGAGGCCAUGAGUGAGAGGAUUGAGUAUCUGUCCAGUGUAUACUCUACUGAAGCAAUGUCUCAGCAAGUGCUGGAACUGGGACGUCGUACAGAAGAGUUACAGCAAGUUAUCAAAGUACAGUUACCAAAUCUCCAAGAUGCUGCCAAGGACAUGAAGAAAUUUGAAGUUGAGCUGAGAGCCCUGCAGGCUGCUAUGGAGCAAGCCCAAGCCACACUGACCUCUCCAGAGCUCGGACGUUUGAGCUUGAAAGAUCAACUGUCUCACAGACAGCAUCUGUUGUCUGAAAUGGAAUCACUGAAGCCAAAAGUUCAUGCAGUACAAGUUUGUCAAAGUGCCUUGAGAAUUCCUGAAGAGGUGGUCGCCAGCCUGCCAAUAUGUCACAGUGCCCUUCGGCUCCAGGAGGAGGCUAGCCGCCUGCAGCACACUGCCAUUCAGCAGUGCAACAUCAUGCAGGAAGCUGUGGUUCAGUAUGAGCAAUAUGAGCAAGAGAUGAAACAUUUACAGCAAAUGAUAGAGAGUGCCCAUCGUGAAAUUCAAGACAAGCCAGUAGCAACCAGCAACAUCCAUGAACUCCAGGUCCAGAUUUCUCGUCAUGAGGAGCUGGCGCAGAAGAUCAAAGGAUACCAGGAGCAAAUUGCUUCUUUGAAUUCGAAGUGCAAGAUGUUAACAAUGAAAGCAAAACAUGCCACUAUGCUGCUGACAGUGACAGAGGUGGAGGGGCUUUCAGAAGGAAUGGAGGAGCUGGAUUCAGACCUGCUCCCGGCACACCCUUCUCAUCCUUCAGUGGUUAUGAUGACUGCUGGUCGCUGUCACACGCUGCUCUCCCCUGUCACUGAGGAGUCUGGGGAGGAGGGAACCAACAGUGAGAUCUCUUCUCCACCUGCCUGUCGCUCUCCCUCACCUGUGGCUAAUACAGAUGCUUCUGUUAACCAGGACAUUGCUUAUUACCAAGCCUUAUCUGCUGAACAGUUGCAAACAGAAGCUGCUAAAAUUCAACCCAGUACUUCAGCCACCCAGGAGUUUUAUGAACCAGGCUUAGAAUCAGCUGCUAGUGCCAAAUUGGAUGAUUUGCAGCGUUCCUGGGAAACACUGAAGAAUGUGAUAAGUGAAAAACAGCGCACCCUUUAUGAAGCUCUUGAACGUCAACAGAAGUAUCAGGACACACUCCAGUCUAUAUCCAGUAAAAUGGAGACCACUGAGUUCAAACUGAAUGAGAGUCUGGAACCAGCCAAGAGUCCAGAGAGCCAGAUGGCUGAACAUCAGGCUUUGAUGGAUGAGAUUCUAAUGUUACAAGAAGAAAUCACUGAGCUUCAGACAUCAUUAGCACAGGAGCUGGUUUCAGAAUCACGGGAUGCAGAAGCUGCUGAUCAGCUGGCGUUGCAGUCCACUCUCACAGUCUUGGCAGAGCGAAUGGCCACAAUUCGAAUGAAGGCAUCAGGAAAACGACAGCUAUUAGAGGAAAAACUGAGUGAGCAGCUGGAAGAACAGCGGCAAGAGCAGGCUCUUCAAAGGUACCGCUGUGAAGCUGAUGAGCUUGACCACUGGCUGCUCAAUACCCGUGCUACACUGGACACUGCUCUGGUUACUGUUGAGGAACCUAUGGAUAUGGAAGCUCAGCUGGUGGACUGCCAGAACAUGCUGGUUGAAAUAGAGCAAAAGGUGGUGGCCUUAUCAGAGCUGUCUGUGCACAACGAGAACUUGCUUAUGGAAGGGAAGGCUCACACCAAGGACGAGGCAGAGCAGCUGGCUGUGAAGCUCAGGACACUGAAGGGCAGUCUUCUGGAGCUGCAGAAAGUGCUACAUGACAAACAGAUCAACAUUCAGCAGGGAUCACUACAAGAAAAGGAGGAGAACAAUCUGGACUUGGUUUCUUCACAAAGUCCCAGCGUCCAAGAAUGGCUGGCACAAGCAAGAACUACUCGCUCACAGCAGCAACAGAGCACUCUACAGCAACAGAAAGAGCUGGAACAAGAGCUAGAAGAGCAGAAGAAUCUGCUGCGGUCAGUAGCAUGCCGUGGAGAAGAAAUCCUAACACAGCAAGGUGCUCCAGAAAGCCUAAGUAUAAGCAAGAAGCCUGAUACACUCUCUGAAGAAUUGGGCUUGGAAGGCGAGAAACCAUCAUCUGAAGAGCAGCUGAAGCUGAAAUGGGAAAGCCUGAACCAUGAGUUCAACAACAAGCAGAGGCUUCUCCAGAAAGCUUUAGAACAAGAACAGCUGCAGCUUUAUCACAGACCAAACAGACUGAUUUCUGGACUACCUUUGUAUAAAGCAGAAGGACAGGAUGAGGAUAAAUCAUCAUCAGUGUCACCAGUACUGGUUGAAUUGAAUCAGGCCUUUGAAGAUGUGUCAUCUGAGGCUGGACAGGCAGAGAAGGAGAGACUACAUCUAGAACAGAAGCUAUAUGAUGGAGUCGCAGCUACCUCCUUAUGGCUAGAUGGUGUGGAAGAACGGGUAUUUGUUACUACAUCUCUGCUACCAGAGGAGGAAACAGAAAUAUACCUCUCCAAACAAGAGUCUCUUGCAAAAGAAAUCAAAGAGAUAACAGAAGAAAUGGAUAAGAACAAGAAUUUAUUUACUCAGACAUUUCCAGAGAAUCGUGAUAACAAGGAUGUUAUAGAAGACACUUUGGAUUGUCUCCUGGGAAGACUGACUUUACUGGAGUCAGUAGUAAACCAGAGAUGUCACCAGAUGAAAGACAGGCUCCAGCAAAUAGUGACUUUCAAGAAUGAUCUGAAGCUCCUGUUUACAUCACUGGCUGAUAACAAAUAUUUGGUUCUACAGAAACUAGCAGAGGCAGCUGAGAAACCAGAAACAGAACAAAUGCAGGUCAUACUGCAGGCAGAAGAAGGUUUGAAAGAACUAGAUGCUGGAAUCAAUGAAUUAAAAAAGCGCGUAGAGAAGCUGCAAAUUGACCAGCCUGCUGUGCAAGAGCUAUCUAAGCUCCAGGAUAUGUAUGAUGAAAUGAUGAAGAUCAUUGGAUCCAGACGGAGUGACCUGAACCAGAACCUGGCUCUUAAGAGACAGUAUGAACGGGCUUUGCAGGACCUGGCUGACCUGGUAGAAACAGGCCAAGAAAAGAUGGUUGGUGACCAGAAAAUGAUUGUUGCUUCUAAGGAAGAGGUUCAGUUGCUACUUGACAAACAUAAGGAAUAUUUUCAGGGGCUGGAGUCUCACAUGAUCCUUACGGAAACACUCUUUAGAAAGAUGAGUAGCUUUACCCUCUUGAAGGAAACUCAGUCUCAUUCAGAGCUAAUGACACAAGCUUCAGCUGUAUUAAAGCUGGCCCAUAAACGAGGUGUGAAGCUGGAAUACAUUCUAGAGACCUGGAUGCAUCUGGAUGAAGAUUACCAGGAACUUACCAGACAGCUGGAGUCUGUUGAAGGUAACAUCCCUACUGUUGGUUUGGUGGAAGAGACGGAGGACAAGCUCAGAGAUCGGAUUGCACUUUUUCAGCAUCUGAGAUCUAAUCUGACUGAAUACCAACCUAAAUUAGACCAGGUGCUAGAUGAUGGGAAAAGGCUCCUUUUUUCUGUUAGCUGCUCAGAUCUCGAAAGUCAGCUGAACCAACUAGGAGACCACUGGCUAAGUAACACCAGCAAGGUUAACAAGGAGCUUCACAGGCUGGAGACAAUACUGAAGCACUGGACAAGGUAUCAGAGUGAAUCUAUUGAACUGACACAUUGGUUACAAUCCGCAAAGGAGCGACUUGAGUUCUGGAGCCAACAGUCUCUGACAGUUCCUCAGGAACUUGAAACUGUCCGAGACCACCUGAAUUCCUUUCUAGAGUUUUCAAAAGAAGUGGAUGCUAAAUCAUCACAGAAAUCUUCUGUCCUCAGUACUGGGAACCAGCUCCUCAGACUGAAGAAGGUGGAUACGGCAGCAUUGCGUGCAGGAUUGUCCCAGAUUGACAGUCAGUGGACAGAGCUGCUCACACAAAUCCCAGCAGUACAAGAGAAAUUGCACCAGCUACAGAUGGACAGAAUUCCUUCUCGCCAUGCUAUCACUGAAGUUAUGAGCUGGAUUUCCCUGAUGGAAAAUGUUAUUCAGCAAGAUGAAGAGAAUAUAAAAAAUGUAGUAGGACAGAAGGCCAUUCAGGAUUAUGUCCAAAAGUACAAGGGUUUCAAGAUAGAUUUAAAUUGCAAGCAGUUGACGGUAGAUUUUGUGAACCAAUCUGUGCUACAGAUUAGCAGCCAGGAUGUUGAAAGUAAACGUAGUGACAAAACUGAUUUUGCAGAACAACUCGGAGGAAUGAAUAGACGUUGGCAGAUCCUGCAAGGCCUGGUAACGGAAAAGAUCCAGCUGUUGGAAAGUCUGCAGGAAUCUUGGACAGAAUAUGAAAAUAAUGUGCAGUGUCUAAAAUCUUGGUUUGAAACCCAAGAGAAGAAGCUGAAAAAGCAACAGAGAAUUGGAGACCAGGCUUCAGUACAGAACGCUUUGAAAGAUUGUCAGGAAUUAGAAGAAUCAAUAAGAACAAAAGAAAAAGAAGUAGAAAACAUAGAACAAAGUGGCCUGUCUUUGAUACAGAACAAGAAGGAAGAAGUCUCUUCUACUGUUAUGAAUACACUGAAAGAAAUCAACCAUGCCUGGGCCAAUUUGGAUCACAUGGUUAGCCAACUAAAGAUAUUGUUGCAGUCUGUUCUUGAUCAGUGGAGCAUUUACAAAGUGGCUUAUGAAGAACUGAAUAGUUACCUGAUGGAAGCCAGAUAUUCUUUGUCCCGUUUUUAUCUCCUUACUGGUUCUUUGGAAGCUGUGAAGGUCCAAGUUCAUAACCUUCAGAGCCUACAGGAUGAACUAGAAAAGCAAGAAAAUAGUUUACAGAAAUUUGGCACCGUGACCAAUCAAUUGUUAAAACAAUGUCACCCACCAGUGACUGAAACACUCACCACCACUUUAAAGGAAGUGAAUAUGAGGUGGAACAAUCUUCUGCAGGAGAUUGCAGAGCGGCUGCGUUCCAGUAAGGGUCUCCUUCAGCUGUGGCAGAGGUACAAGGACUGUUAUCAACAGUGCUCUUCCACGGUCCGUCAACGGGAAGAUCAAAUUAAUGAACUGUUGAAGACUGCAACCAGUAAAGAUAUUGCUGAUGAUGAAGUAACCACUUGGAUUCAGGACUGCAAUGAUCUACUCGUUGAUUUAAAGACAGUACAGGAUUCACUGAUUGUUCUUCAAGAACUGGGAGAGGAGCUAAAAAGCCAGGUGGAGGCUUCAGCAGCAGCAGCUAUACAGUCUGAUCAACUGUCUCUGAACCAGAAUCUGUCAACCCUAGAACAAAUUCUCCGCAAGCAGCAAACAGUACUUCAGGCUGGAGUCCUGGACUAUCAAACCUUUGCCAAGAACCUGCAAGUCCUUGAGGUCUGGGUAACAGAAGCAGAAGAAAUACUGAAAGGACAGGAUCCUAGUCACUCAUCUGAUUUCUCAGCAAUACAGAGUAGGAUGGAGGAACUCAAAAGUCAGAUGUUGAAGUUCAGUAGCAUGGCCCCAGAUUUGGACCGUCUUAAUGAGCUGGGUUACAGACUUCCUCUGAAUGAUAAAGAAAUCAAAAGGAUGCAGAACCUGAACAGACACUGGUCUCUCAUCUCAUCUCAGACUACAGAAAGAUUCAGUAAGCUGCAGUCUUUCCUGCUGCAGAAGCAGACCUUUUUGGAGAAGUGUGAAACCUGGAUGGAUUUAUUAGUUCAGACUGAGCAGAAGCUGGCAGCAGAGAUUUCAGGAAACUACCAGAGCCUUUUAGAGCAACAGAGGGCACAUGAGCUAUUCCAGGCAGAGAUGUUCAGUCGCCAGCAGAUUUUGCAUUCAAUUAUCUCUGAUGGGCAGCACCUCAUAGAACAAGGACAAGUGGAUGACAGGGAUGAGUUUAAUCUGAAGCUGACACUUCUAAGUAAUCAAUGGCAAGGAGUAAUUCGUCGGGCACAGCAGAGGAGGGGGAUCAUUGACAGUCAGAUCCACCAGUGGCAGCGCUACAGGGAGAUGGCAGAGAAACUGCGCAAGUGGCUGGUGGAAAUGUCCUGUCAGCCAGUGAGUGAGCUGGAAAAUGCUCCUAUCCCAUUGCAGCAAGUCAGAGCAUUACUGGAUGAAGUGCAGCUUAAAGAGAAAGUUGUUCUAAGGCAGCAAGGGAGUUACAUCCUUGCUGUGGAAGCUGGCAAGCAAUUGCUGCUCUCUGCUGACAGUGGAGCUGAGGCAGCCCUGCAGACAGAGCUUACAGAAAUUCAGGAGGGCUGGAAGAUAGCUAGCACCCAGCUGGAAGAACAGAAGAAACAGCUUGCUUUAAUACUGAAAGACUGGGAAAAAUCUGAAAAGGGCAUAGGAGACUCCCUGGAGAAGCUAAGAUCAUUCAAAAAAAAGCUUUCUCAGCCUUUGCCAGAACACCAUGAUGAGUUGCACACAGAGCAGAUUCGUUGCAAGGAGUUAGAGAAUGCUGUUGAAGGAUGGACAGAUGACCUUGCACACCUCUCUCUGCUGAAGGAGUCCCUGUCUACAUAUAUCAGUGCAGAUGAUAUUUCAGUCCUCAGUGAGCGAAUAGAGCUUCUGCACAGACAGUGGGAGGAGCUGUGCCAUCAGGUCUCCUUACGUCGACAGCAAGUUAGUGAGAGACUGAAUGAGUGGGCUGUCUUCAGCGAGAAGAACAAGGAGCUCUGUGAGUGGCUGACACAAAUGGAAAGUAAAGUUUCUCAAAAUGGUGACAUCCUCAUAGAAGAAAUGAUUGAGAAACUUAAAAAGGAUUAUCAAGAGGAAAUUGCUGUAGCUCAGGAGAACAAAAUCCAGCUCCAGCAAAUGGGAGAGCGACUUGUUAAAGCCAGCCAUGAGAGUAAAGCAUCAGAGAUUGAGUACAAACUUGGCAAGAUCAAUGACAGAUGGCAACAUCUUCUGGAUCUUAUUGCAGCCAGGGUAAAGAAGUUGAAAGAAACCCUCGUUGCAGUGCAGCAGCUAGAUAAGAACAUGAGUAGCCUGAGAUCUUGGCUUGCCCAUAUUGAGUCAGAGCUGUCCAAACCAAUUGUCUAUGAAACUUGCGACUCUGAGGAGAUACAAAGGAAGCUAAAUGAACAGCAGGAAAUUCAGAGGGACAUAGAGAAACACAGCACUGGAGUAGCAUCUGUUCUCAAUUUGUGUGAAGUGCUUCUUCAUGACUGUGAUGCCUGUGCCACAGAAACAGAGAGUGACUCUAUUCAGCAGGCUACGCGCAAUCUGGACAGAAGGUGGAGGAACAUUUGUGCAAUGUCAAUGGAAAGGCGACUUAAAAUUGAAGAGACGUGGCGGUUAUGGCAAAAGUUUUUGGAUGACUACUCAAGAUUUGAAGAUUGGCUAAAAACCUCUGAGAGGACAGCUGCUUUCCCAAGCUCUUCUGGCGUACUUUACACGGUUGCUAAGGAAGAACUGAAGAAAUUUGAGGCCUUCCAGAGACAGGUGCAUGAAAGUCUGACUCAGCUGGAACUGAUUAACAAGCAAUAUCGUCGCCUGGCCCGGGAAAACCGUACUGAUUCUAACUGCAGCCUCAAGCAGAUGGUCCAUGAGGGGAACCAGAGAUGGGACAACUUACAAAAGCGAGUUACUUCCAUCCUGCGCAGGCUAAAACAUUUUAUUGGCCAGCGUGAGGAGUUUGAGACAGCACGUGAUAGCAUCCUGGUUUGGCUAACAGAGAUGGACCUGCAGCUGACCAACAUAGAGCAUUUCUCAGAGUGUGAUGUCCAAGCAAAGAUAAAGCAACUUAAGGCUUUCCAGCAAGAAAUUUCCCUGAACAACAACAAAAUUGAGCAGAUAAUUGUGCAGGGAGAGCAACUCAUUGAGAAAUGUGAGCCAAUGGAUGCAGCUGUCAUUGAAGAAGAAUUAGAUGAGCUGCGUCGUUACUGUCAAGAGGUCUUUGGACGUGUGGAACGUUAUCACAAGAAACUGAUCCAUCUUCCUCUGACAGAUGAUGAACAUGACCUCUCUGACAGAGAGGUGGAUCUGGAUGAAUCAGCAGAUCUCUCUGAUAUACACUGGCACGACAAAUCUGCAGACAGCAUUCUCUCCCCACAUCCUUCUUCCAACCUUUCACUGCCCCUUUCACAGCCAGUGAGAAGUGAGCGAUCAGGUCGGGACACCCCUGCAAGCGUGGACUCCAUCCCCCUGGAGUGGGAUCAUGACUAUGACCUUAGCAGAGACCUGGAGACAGCUGGUUCACGGGAAGUGCACUCUGAGGAAGAAGAUGGAGAACAAGAGAAAGACUUCUACCUGAGAGGAGCAGCAAGUAUAGCAGAUGUAGAGAUCCCUGAAACUCUUGACACCUAUGUAACACUUACAGAAAACGCACUCAAAAAUAUCUCUGGAGAAUCUAGUGCACUAGAAGCACACAUCCUACAGCUGGACAAGGCCUUAGAUACCAGUCGUUUCCAAAUACAGCAAACAGAAAACAUCAUCCGCAGCAAAACACCUACAGGACCAGAGCUGGAUUCCAGUUACAAGGGUUAUAUGAAGCUACUAGGUGAGUGCAGUGGAAGCAUAGACUCAGUAAAAAGACUUGGAUGCAAACUGAAGGAGGAAGAGGAAAAGUUAUCUGGACUUAUUAACCUGAACAGUACUGAAACCCAAACAGCUGGUGUAAUUGACCGAUGGGAAUUAAUCCAGGCUCAAGCUCUAAGCAAGGAACUAAGGAUGAAGCAGAACCUUCAGCAGUGGCAGCAGUUCAAUUCUGACCUUAAUAGCAUUUGGGCUUGGUUAGGAGAAACUGAGGAAGAGCUGGAGAAGCUCCGCUGCCUUGAUGUCAGUACUGACAUACAAACCAUAGAGCUUAGGAUUAGAAAGCUGAAAGAGCUGCAGAAGGCAAUUGAUAACCGCAAAGCUAUCAUUUUAUCCAUCAAUUUGUGCAGCUCAGAGUUCACUCAGUCUGACAGUGAAGAGAGUAAGAAGCUCCAAGAGCACCUGUCACAGAUGAACAUGAGCUGGAAGCAUGUAUGCACUAUGAUGGAUGAAUGGCGCUGCUCACUGCAAGAUGCAUUAAUGCAGUGCCAGGACUUCCAUGAAAUGAGCCAUGGUUUGCUGCUCUGGUUAGAGAACAUUGACAGAAGAAAAAAUGAGAUUAUGCCCAUCAAUCCAAACCUGGACUCAGAAAUUCUGCAGGAUCAUCACAGACUUCUGAUGCAAAUCAGACGUGAACUGCUGGAGUCUCAGUUGAAAGUGGCAUCACUGCAAGAUAUGUCCUGCCAAUUGCUAGUCAAUGCUGAAGGCAAGGACUGUCUUGAAGCUAAAGAAAAGGUGCAUGUCAUUGGAAACAGACUGAAGCUCCUCUUGAAAGAGGUUAUACGUCACAUAAAAGACCUAGAGAAGAUUCUAGACAUUUCAAGUAGUCAACUGGAUUUAUCCUCAUGGUCUUCUGCUGAUGAGCUAGACACAUCAGGCUCAGUGAGUCCUGUAUCUGGACGAAGUACGCCAAGCAGGCAGAGAACGCCACGGGGCAAAUGUAGUCUCUCACAGCCUGGACCCUCUGUCAGCAGUCCACAUAGCAGGUCCAUAAGAGGUGGCUCAGGUUCCUCCCCUUCUGAGGCUGGGCCAGUAUGGCAGCACCCAUCCUUCUUCCUCAGAGUCCUCAGAGCUGCUCUGCCACUUCAGCUCCUUUUGCUGCUCCUGAUCGGGCUAGCUUGCCUGGUGCCAAUGACCGAGGAAGACUACAGCUGUACUAUGGCCAAUAACUUUGCCCGCUCUUUCCAUCCCAUGUUAAAAUACAUGAAUGGUCCACCUCCAUUAUGAAGUUGUGAUACAGCAGGUGAUCUUGCUGGAGUACUGGCCAGGUGGCAGGAUGGUUUUAAAGGGUGACAGGACUCACUGUGGCAGCUUUACCUGUCUGCUGCAGCCACCACUGUGUCAAUACCAUUCUCUACUGGCACUCAGACAAUAACAAAUAUCAGUACCAAACUACGCAACAUAUUACCUGAGUAGCAUUACUUCAGUAUUUGCAUCUGGGGCACUAAGGAAGAUGUGACAUGAGUAAGGGAAAUGUCCUUUUGUCCAGCAUUGUGGAUCUUUUAGCCACUUUAUACCCAGGCCACUGCCCUGUACUAUGCAUAGCCAAGGACUUGAUACUGUAGAUCCUUUCCUGUGUGCUGCUCUAUAUGAGCUAUUAGCCUGUAUUUGUUAAAUACCUUCUCCGUAUCUACAGUAUGCAAAAUAACUAAUGUUUAAGAAAUUUUAGAGCAUUUGUAUCAUACAAUUUUAAAGGAUCUUGUAUGGCAUUGUAUUAUUCCCUGUGAUUUCUGUUUAGGGCAUGGUGAUCUAACCUUUGCUUUGGAUGUACAAGGUGUAAAUCUGAGAAGCACUUUUUUUAAGGUUUAAAAAAAUGGAUGUAAUAAAUGAGAUCACAAAAAGUUUUAUGAGGAAAAAUGUUGAAUGUCAAGUUGAAAAACAAAGAACAUAUUUAUGUAUGUACAGUUUGCUAAGCCAAGUUUUGUUUGUAUUCAUUUCUUUGCAUUUAUUAUAGAUACCAUAAAAUAUUUUGUCUACGUGCUUUUUAAGGACAACUAUGAAAACCUCUAAGUUUAGAAUGAGAUAUGUAUGGUAUAAAAAAAAAUAGAAAACAUUCAUAUGCUGCACUUCUAAGAAAUUAAAAAUGCUGUAACAAUUUAACAGUAUUGUUGGCUAUCUGUUAGAAUAAAAUCAUCUGGAAAAUGUGA
Molecule: messenger RNA, 27930 nt
Organism: Cygnus olor (mute swan)
Lineage: Eukaryota; Metazoa; Chordata; Aves; Anseriformes; Anatidae
Gene: SYNE1
Product: spectrin repeat containing nuclear envelope protein 1
Exons: 146
Coding region: 488-27010 (8840 amino acids)
Cellular component (GO): membrane
Molecular function (GO): protein binding
Source: RefSeq, a predicted model, not a curated record